AACGCAGUACUCCCAUGCCGUGUGUCAGGCUCACUCCUCAUUCAAGCGGCAGGCGCACCCUGCGGAGGGAUCCCAGAGGACGCGUGUGCCUUGCUGACAGUGCAGGGGGAUUAUUCUGGAAUCUGUUUUGAGAAUGUGGUGCGAUAUGAAUCUCUGAUAAGUACCCCGGCUCAACCCAAGGUCACCCUCACCGCCCAUCCCCAUUCACAGCGACCACCGUUUUAUUCCCCCUAUCAAUCAGUCACAAUGAGCAACUUGAACCUCUCCCUGGACAACCCCUACGGCAGCGUGACCAUCCCUCGCGCCAAGCUGAGCUCCGUCGACGACGGCAGCGUCGUCAUAGCCAAUCCGGCGGCGGUCUAUAAUGCGGCUGGUCCCUCCGCCCUCAACCCCUAUGGAAACUUCCAACCCCAAGGGGAACGAGGACCCCAAGACCCAUCAGGCCAGAUCUCCAUGCCCUACGAGGGCGCGGCCUCCACCUACAAAAUCAAGGAGGCUGAGGAGAAGGAGAGUUGCUGCUACACCUGCUGGUGCUGCUGUUGCCGCCGCCGGAAGAAGAAAUAAAGCAUCGAUUCUGCCUCCUCCUCCAACCGUCGGCCAUCUUGAAGCGGACGGUGGACCCAGAUGCCCACAACCGUGAGCUUCUAACACAGAGGCAGGCCAGAUAGCUACUGGAAGCAGCAGGAUGUCUAUGGAACCUCCCUCCUUUGGACUGCAGAGCAUAUUUCUGCUGAGCCUCUGUUUUGCAUUGCUUUGGAUCUAGCGUGCCUGAAUCACAAACUGAAAAAUUUAUACGUAUAAUGACAAUCAUUCAAGAUUCAAGAUAAUUUGAUAUAUUGUUGACAGUGACAAGUCUGUGCCUGGUCGAGAAAGCAAGAAAUGCCCUUUAGGUGUCUGAUAUGGCAGAGCACAUGACAUUCGUCCCAGUGAGAAGUGGAAUUACAGAGAUGGAUCAGAUCAUUUCCAUACUGCACCCUGAUGACUCAUAAACCCAGAGAUGCAGCUCUGUGGCCACUAUUGUUUUAUCCCGUUCUUGGUGUCAUUGUACCCUAUCUUUGGCACUUCCCCUGUCAGUCAUUUUGAACAGUGCAAUAUCUGUUUUCCACAAAAGACCAUAUCUUAAGCAUGUAGAUGACUCCUGCAAGACUAUUAUUGUGGUUGAUGUAUGGGUGAGGUUUUCUCUAUAGGGAGUGGUCAGUUUAUGUGGGUCUGAGUGACUGACCAACGCCCAGACACCACACCCUACAACGCUGCCCUCUUGACAAAAUAAGAACGGCACAGGCCCGCCCUGACCGUAAAUGGACUGCUGCGAGACUAGAGACUUGUUUGUUAUCUCAUGUGAAAGUCGUUUCACCGUAUUACAAGAGCUGGGUCAACAAUGGUGAGGGUGUGGGGUACUUGAGACGGGAGCUGCUUUGGAAUGUUUUGGGCCCAAGGGAAUUUCUGGGCUUGGAUGCAGAGAGAUGUAAAGAUAUAAAAGCAGGUGAAAUAACUGACUGAUAAUAAGCAAAUUCGGCUCUGUCAUAGCACGCGUAUUUCUUACAUGCAACCAGCAUGUCCAGUCAAAUUAAUACUGUAUGCAGUGUUUCUAUGGCAACCACGUUAAAUCCUGCUUUGACAGGUGAAUCUUUGAUUACUCUAUGGAUCUCGAAUGAAUGGGAGUUCCCUAUUCGAUCACCCAGAACUCCAGGUUCACUACUGGCAUUACGAAACACUUAAGACAGAGCUGGUCUUCUAAACAUGUUAUUAGAAAUUACCAAAAUAAAAUGGGAGUGUUCGAAAUA
Messenger RNA from Brienomyrus brachyistius, 1784 nucleotides. RefSeq lists its product as uncharacterized. Bases 247 to 564 code for a protein of 105 amino acids. NCBI's taxonomy places the organism in Eukaryota, Metazoa, Chordata, Actinopteri, Osteoglossiformes, Mormyridae. The record is from RefSeq and is a predicted model, not a curated record. The transcript is spliced from 2 exons.